AUGCCUUCUCCCAAACCCGACACCGUCGAAAAGCUCUUAUCACGCAUAAACCACAGCAGCGUGCGAGACCAGGUCAUCAAUGCCCUGCUCGCAUCUGCCUCGGCCAAUCGAGUUACCGCCUCUUCAACGGCCAGAGACUCACCUUCGCAAGCUGAUGAUGUCUCCACCACGUCAAAUGCCCCGUUCGCCUAUACGACCGACAACAACGGGGAUCCUCAUCAAAGCCUUGAACCUGGAGAUGGUCAGACCAAUUCUGCGGCAGACGGGCUCGACAAUCAACAGCCCCUGGAAGCGCCUUUCCGCAACUGGGGAGCCAAGGUCAAUAACCUGGGGAGCACCACCUCCCGACAGAAUUCAGAUCGAUUGCAUUUGCCCGUGGCUUUCCGCCUUCCGUAUGGCAAUGAUGCUAUGGAUUCAGUGGCUAAGCGCCUAACAAAUUAUUUCAGUACGGUGAUCCCGCCUUCUGUGACCUAUACAAACGUUCUGACCCCGAUUUGGGUAGGCCCUCGAAAGACUUUGCAGAAGGACUGGCAUUACUUAGCUGCCCAAUCAGUGAACAGCACAUUCAGACUGGAAAAAGGUGUCUGUGAUCCUAUCACUGCCCGGCUAAUUGAUGAGGAUGAUGUAUCGCUGUAUUUCAAGCUGUUUUUAGAGCUGCGUAACCCUUUCGUCGGGCUACUGGAUCCUCUCCUCCAUACCCCCGACUAUGUCUAUUCCAUGUCUUUUACACUGUUCUCCGUUGUUUGUGCCCUUGGCUGUGCGGUAUCAACACUCCCUCGGGAUCGCGUUGUCUACCCCGCCCUGUUUGCUUUGGCCGAAGGAUGCCUGAAGUGGUCCAUCGCGACGUCUGUGAAGUCGAUUGAAACGAUCCAAGCCAUAAUUAUCAUGCAGUAUUGGGCUCCUGUUCACCAGAAGCAAUCGGAUGAUCCCUACUGGCUUCAAUUGAAUCAUGCCGUACGACUCGCCAGGGAGAUUGGAGUAGAUAAAGCCACGGUCGUCACCGAACAUCUCAGCGCUCUACCGCCUUCUACGAGUACGGACACAAAAGAGCGCAUUCUCCGGAACUUUGAGAGAACGUGGCUAUAUACAUUCAUCGCCGAUAAAAGCUUUGGUAUCAUCAAUGGACGGCGACCCCUAAAUGUUUCGAGGCACGAACUCCCUGUGUCAGCAACAACGUGGUGGCAAAAUCCGAUGGCCACACCCCAUGACCGGAUGAUCAGCGGCAUCAUAGAGGUCAGGGUACUCCUGAUGCAUGCAUUGGAAGAUCGACAACGGUCGAAGAACGACGUGACAUUCAUAUCAAAUUGGCAUUUACGGGCCCUCCGGACAUUGGAACAAGCUCGCGAUUCCCGAUGUUCUCAUGAUGGUGAUCCAUCGUCCAAGUACCUUCCUAUUCUCGCAUUCUACAUGGAUCACAGCAUCCUAAUCCUCAAUGCCCAAGCCGCCGCGGCAUUAAGGGGCCUUGAUCAAGGUACGACUUCGCCCGAGCUUCGAAGCGUCUUGCAAACAAGUGUCAACGUUGCGAGCCACCUGAUGGAUAUUGUGCUUUCUGAACAGAUCAUGUUCGAUCUCAAGUUGGGCUCCCACAAUAAUCUGUUCAUCAUCGUCUGCCACGCAGCCACGGAAAUCAUUUUUGCCAUCAAAUGCGACGGCAUUGCAUCGACCAGCGUUGCCGAACUGGCCGUCAAAAUGAACGCAAUACUGGAACAGCUGGGAAGCGUAGCGGGAGGGCUUCCAGCUUCAUCUGCCGCACACCUUUACCUAGACUUCUUCUGGUUUCUGGUGUCUCGAUUUGACGACGCUGUCAGCAACGAUACCCAUCAAAAUCCACGAAGUGAAGCUGGCGAGGACACCUUGUUCCCCGACUGGUACAGGGUAUUCGACGAAUCCUCGAUGGAUUUGACCGGUUUUCUUGAUAACGACGUUCUUGGCUGGGAUCAACCUCUGUUCAGCCACUGUGACUUUGCCAAUGAAACGUGCUGA
Messenger RNA from Fonsecaea nubica, 1983 nucleotides. RefSeq lists its product as hypothetical. Gene Ontology annotation, cellular component: nucleus. NCBI's taxonomy places the organism in Eukaryota, Fungi, Ascomycota, Eurotiomycetes, Chaetothyriales, Herpotrichiellaceae. The record is from RefSeq and is a predicted model, not a curated record. Bases 1 to 1983 code for a protein of 660 amino acids. Gene Ontology annotation, biological process: regulation of DNA-templated transcription; DNA-templated transcription. Gene Ontology annotation, molecular function: zinc ion binding; transcription cis-regulatory region binding; DNA-binding transcription factor activity, RNA polymerase II-specific. The transcript is spliced from 6 exons.